Molecule: messenger RNA, 168 nt
Organism: Protopolystoma xenopodis
Lineage: Eukaryota; Metazoa; Platyhelminthes; Monogenea; Polystomatidea; Polystomatidae
Source: the annotation of a GenBank genome assembly
CAGCUCAAACAGCCUGCCGCCGGCUUCGUCAUGCGUGACGCCGGCAAGGAUCGGGAUCUUCUCGAACCGCCCCUGAUCUCGCUCCUCUUUCGGAUGUCUGGGAAGGAAGCCCGAGGUUCCGUCUACAACGGGGGCCCAGAUCAGCCCGGCGCUGCCGGAUGGCUGUGA